AUGCCAUCCCCCGAGAUCACACCGGCACAUUCAUACGAGCCCCGGGCAGCGAGCGGCCAUGUCAACCUCAUGGUCGACACGUUAAUCGCUAAUAUGCGCCCUGAAGACUUGCGAGCCAUAAUGCGUACCUUGCUUGCGACGCAUUCCCCAGCGCUUGCAUCGGCUUUCACAGAUAUCGCGAGAGCACGACUCGUCCAAAUAAACGCCCAGGCCUUGCCACCAUCGUCGACAGUCUUCGUGACGACUUCCCCCUCUGGCUUGUCCAAGCCAGCGCCGAGCCUUGAAGAGGUCCUAAAACGAGCAAGGUCACUAUAUGGCGCCGGGAUGGGAUUCGCUAGCCUGUCUUUGCUAGCUUCAAUAGUUCGGGACACAUGGGGUAGACGGUGGGAAGCUGAGGGGGAGAUGAUCGAUGCUCUGACCAUGAUCGAUGCCGAUAUUACGCAGGCACUCCAGAGCUCGAGAGAGGAGCUAGAAGGCGGUCGCAUCGCCGAUCUAGCGGCCGCGCGCGCAGCAGCAGCCGAGUUGAGAGAAGCUUUGAAGGGUAGUGACGCGGAGGUUACGACCUGGGGUGGAGAAUUUCCGUUCGAAAGAGGUGCUGCUAGUAUGGAUCAUUGGAAGUUUUAG
Gloeophyllum trabeum ATCC 11539 is the source of this 624-nucleotide messenger RNA. RefSeq lists its product as uncharacterized. The transcript has 3 exons. The coding region runs from base 1 to 624 and encodes 207 amino acids. Lineage: Eukaryota; Fungi; Basidiomycota; Agaricomycetes; Gloeophyllales; Gloeophyllaceae. The record is from RefSeq and is a predicted model, not a curated record.